Molecule: messenger RNA, 1236 nt
Organism: Diatraea saccharalis (sugarcane borer)
Lineage: Eukaryota; Metazoa; Arthropoda; Insecta; Lepidoptera; Crambidae
Source: the annotation of a GenBank genome assembly
AUGAAAUCUUUCAUAGAAUACAGUGUUGAUACGGAUUUUCCCAUACAAAAUAAUGAAAAACAUAUAGGUGUUGCCAUUGGUGAAUGGAUAUUGGACCUUAAUGUUAUAUCUCAUUUGUUCAAUGGACCUCUACUAAAAGACAAACAAAAUGUAUUUAAGGAGGAGAAACUCAACUCUUUUAUGGGACUUACCAAACCCCAUUGGAUCGAAGCAAGAAACACCUUACAGAGUCUCCUAGAUGUAUCUAACACUACAUUGCAUAAUGACAAUGAGCUCAGGCAAAAAGCGUUCGUGAAACAAAUCGAUGCGAAAAUGCACGUGCCAGCAGACAUCGGUGACUACACGGACUUCUACUCGUCCAUCCAUCACGCCACCAACGUGGGCAUCAUGUUCAGAAGCAAGGAGAACGCGCUCAUGCCCAACUGGAAGUACCUCCCAGUCGGCUACCAUGGCAGGUCCAGUUCGAUAGUAAUAUCAGGCACCCCGAUCAGGCGACCGUACGGACAAACGUUGCCAGUUGAAGGAGCGGAUCCAUUCUUCGGCCCGUGCCGCCUGAUGGACUUCGAGUUGGAGAUGGGUUGUUUCGUGGGCGGGCCGCCUACUGAGCUGGGCGAGCGAGUAACCGCUCAACAAGCUACCGACAGGAUCUUCGGUUUUGUACUGAUGAACGACUGGAGCGCUAGAGACAUACAGAAAUGGGAGUAUGUACCCUUGGGGCCAUUCACGGCCAAGAACUUGGGCACGUCGAUAUCACCGUGGAUAGUGACGGUGGAAGCUCUGAGGCCCGCUAUAGUUGACAACUACCCGCAAGAUCCGCCACCUUUCUCUUACUUAAAACACGACGACAAGUUCAACUUUAAUAUCAAACUGGAAGUGGACCUUAAGUCGGGCAAAUCUCCAGCGGUGACGACGAUAUGUCGGUCCAACUACAGGUUCCUGUACUGGACCGUUAAACAACAGCUCGCGCAACAGACCAUCACCGGGUGUAACAUUAGGCCCGGGGACCUGCUCGGGUCAGGCACCAUCAGUGGAGACACUCCCGACUCAUAUGGUAGCAUGCUAGAGUUGGCGUGGAGAGGCACAAAACCCAUCCGUUUAGUCGACGGUGAAGAGAGGAAGUUCAUACAAGAUGGCGACACUAUCACGCUGCGUGGAUACGCCGCUGGACUAGAUGGCGUUAGAAUCGGUUUCGGAAAAUGCGAAGGAACGUUGCUGCCUGCAACGCCUUUUGAAUAA